CGCCUUCCAAAUAUUCAACUACGUAUUGACUCAAUCUUUGCUAACUUUCUCUUGGAUCAUUGAUAUUUUACAUUUUUGGUUAUAUCAAUGAGGAGAAACUACAAUUUGGAACUCCGGCUUCUACCGGCAGCUGCCGGUGGUUUUGGCUUGCCGGAUUGGUGUGGGAAAGAGGAGGAGGAGGAGCAGCAGAUGACUAUCUUUUACAACGGGAAGGUUGCUGUUUGUGAUGUUACAGAGCUUCAGGCCAGAGCCAUCAUAUCGUUUGCAAGUCGAGAAAUGGAGGAGAAGUCAAGAACCCUAUCUUCUUCUUCUGAACCAUCUUCCCCUGUCCUGCAAUCACCAAUAUAUGGUCCCGCAGCUGGUCUCUCCAUGAAAAGAUCUUUGCAGAGGUUCUUGCAGAAGAGAAAAAACAGAAUCCAAGCCGCAUUUCCUUAUCAUCAUCUCUAGAUAAAUUCGACAUCAAUACUGAGAAAGGCAUGGAAAAUAUACAUUAGGAAGGACAAAACUGAUUAUUCAAUUUAGUUUUAUUUGACGAAUUGCCAUUGAAUCUAUAAAUUAGUCUGAAUUUACAUA
Molecule: messenger RNA, 573 nt
Organism: Coffea arabica (coffee)
Lineage: Eukaryota; Viridiplantae; Streptophyta; Magnoliopsida; Gentianales; Rubiaceae
Product: protein TIFY 5A-like
Biological process (GO): regulation of jasmonic acid mediated signaling pathway; response to wounding; regulation of defense response
Cellular component (GO): nucleus
Source: RefSeq, a predicted model, not a curated record